GCGGAAUGCAAGUCUCCCACGGCAUUUCUUUGUCCUUCAUGAACGACGUUUUCGCCUCCUAGCUCGUCCAGCGUUACAGGGUACCGCCAUCUGCAUCUAUUUCCUGAAAAAAUAAACGAUGGACAACCCGCAGUAUUAUCAACCCUUGUCUCACGCUCUCCAUCCUCUCCCCUCCAGUCACCAAUCUCAGCAGCAACAAUACGCUUCGUAUGCUUCUCACGCUCAAUCGACGGUCCCAAAUGGCGCAGCCCAUACCCAGCGAGAGGAGGAAGAGGAGGAGGAAGAGGACGAUGAGGAGAUCGUAGAAGAGGAGCUCGACCAUCAUGACCCGGAUCGCCAGCGCGCAAGCAAUCAGUCAUCUCCACGAUCCACAGUUCAAUCGCAGGCACCAUCCGCAGGGCUGGCCGCGACCACUACGAAUCCCAUCAUCAACAAGCCAGGAGGUACGACACAGGAUGCGGCGAAUCAGUCGGCAACAGAUGUCGAUGAGUCCGGCAAACGCAAACCAGGUCGCCCAAGGGGUUCCAGGAACCGUAAACCAAGAGCUUCUGCAGGGACUGUCACCAAAGCACCUGCGAAUUCUCAGCAUCCAGGGUUCUAUCAAUAUCCGCCUGCGCCUAGUGGCGCAGUCUCGCAAAAUCAACAGUUUUAUGAGUUCCAGUGGCGUGCUUUGAACCUUUGUUCAGAGUUCUACAAUGCUGCAGAAGAGCUUGUCAAAGCCGCUUCGCCCGUCGUCAUCGCGCAGUGUUACCAGAUGGGUCCAUCGACAAAGAUCGAUCCAUUGGCCAUGAUCGCCGACGCAAAGCGCGUGUGCGACAAUCUCCUUGCGAACCCUAGUCAGCUGGUCGGAAGCCCUCCUCCGCCCGUAUAUUCCAUGCCGUCGUACCCUCAGAUGCCGCCGCCGCCUUCUGCUACUACAUCUGCGGGUAAUUCGACGAACCCCUCUGCAGUAAUCACUAAUCCGCAAUCAUUUGUGAUGUCUCUCGGCUCUAUGCCUCCCCCCUCUCACGCACCUCCGCAGCCGUAUUACGCAUCUCCAAUGUAUCCAACAGCUGCGGCGCGCUAUCCUACCACUCCAUACUACUCAUACCCUUCCCAGCCCUACUAUACCCCGCCUCCGCAGCCUGCGGCCCAACCCGCUCAGAUUACCCCUACGCCCUCCUCGACGCCCACCACAGGGUCUGUCUCGACCUUCAAUGCUGUCACAGGUUCGGCGGCUCCCGGUGGAACAUCAGGUGCCUGGUCUGAGGAGGAGACUGAGCGUCUGAGGAGGCUUGCAGAGCAGAGUCGAGAGAUGGGUGGCGCUCAGAAUAAGGGUGAGAUUGAAUGGGAUUGGGUGGUGCAGCAGUGGGGGAACAGCAGGACCAGACAUCAGAUCCUACUGAAAGCCACCUCAAUGGGUCUUAAGGAGAGCACUACCAGAGGAACAAAGCGUCGACGAGAAACUGAUGCGGGCGCUGGGGAGAACCAUGAACACACCACCGCCCCAGCUUCCCACGCUACUGCAACCCCAGGUACGGCCACUGGAGGUGCAUCUGCACCUGCACCUGCACCUGCACCUGCACCGCCUUCUACUCCAGCGGCCCCCGCGACAAGCGCCGGAAGUAUCCCUUCCGCUAACGCAUCUCCUGCGAUGCCUCCGCAGCGUCCCCCUUCCUCAUCGCAGCAACCGACUACGAUUGCCCCCUCACGGACUACUACGACCUCGUCUCCCGCUGCCUCUAAUCUGCCAUGGCCUAUGCCUACGGUUGCUGCGAAUACGCCUUCUCCUGUGAUCUCCAGCUCACAGAUAGAGCAACGCAGCAACUAUUAUCGUCCGCGUCCAACGCAGACAGCCUCAUACGCUGCUUCUGCCAGCACGAACACCACCACUUAUGCCGCGUCUGCUGCGAGUGCUACGAACACUGCGGCAUAUGGGGCUCCACCAACGAACUCUCGCCCAACAUCAUCACAUGGUGGUGUCGCUGCCACACAUCAAUACAUGUAUCGACCGAACGGUGCGCCGACCAGUGGAAGGAGGGACGGAUCUGAUGGAUCAAGGAGCACACCAUACGAGUCCGCCUCUGCAGUCAAUUACCAAGCAUCGCACAUAUAUCCUAAUAGUGUCGUACCCUACGGCAGCUCCUCGCUUUCGGGUGCAAACGUCCUCCCGCCCACUCAGGUUAUAUAUCCUCCUUCUCAGUCGCAGAGCCGCAGUCAGCCUGGCACACCAUCUACUAGCCCGGCGGCGGCGGGGAAGCGCAAGGAGACGGAGGAUGGGAGCCACAACCCUGCCCCGAGGAAGCGACGUCCACCGUCCCUUCCGAAUGGAGAUGAUCCAGAUGUAGGGCCGAAUGGUGGUCCAAAGCACUGGACGGAUAGCGAGAAGACGAGCUUGUUCAAUUGGCUCCUGCUUCAUGACAAUCAUUGGGACAUGUUCCGUACGAAGAUGAACACUGUGUUCCGCGAUGCAUCCGCGCAGAUUUUUGGUGGCCGAAAGUCCUUCACGGCGUUGAAGAGUUGUUACCACCGCAAUGUCGAGACUUUCAAACAGAUAUUCGCAUUUGAGGUGUACCUGUCUCGCUUACCUCCGGACCCGAACAACCCUGCGGAUGGAAAUGCCCCCUUUUCUGACCGAAUUCAUGACCCUACGAUGGCACGCCAGGCAUAUCUAGAACAGAAGCUGGAAGAAGCGCGUGGAGCCGGUGUGCCAGUGGCAAAUUUGAAUAUGAAGGUGAUCGACCAUUGGCACCAAAAGGGAUGGUACAAUUUAUUCAAGAGCCGGUUUCGAGAAGACCCUAGAACAGGACUUCCCAUACCCUCCUACGGACCGUCGAGUUUGUCGUUUCCAGCAGAAGGAUCUUCGAAUCAAAUGCUGUACCCUCCUUCUGCUAUCGACCCGCAGCUCACCAACAGCAACGCCGAUGAGGAAGAGGAGGAGGAGGAAGAGGAUGUCGAGCAGCAAGUUCAAGAAACCCUGAUGAGCCCUAUGCACAACAAUCAUCCCGGCCCCAGCACCAGCGCUGCCCAAAGUGACUCGCAGAUUCCUCCAAAUCCGACUGGACGCGACGCGCCGCUGCCUCCGACGCCCAUCCUGCCGCAGAAGGCUUCACAGCCGCACAGCUCCACCCGCAGGACUGUUGCACCCAGUCUCGCGCCUGAUCUCCGGACAGAACAGAUGCAUCUUCAGAUGAUGCAAGCCAUGGAUCGCUUUACUGCUGUCACGAACUCGCUUAUGGAUCAAUGUGCGACAUUAUCACAGCUUCUCGUCGCCGAGGCGGAGGAACGGAAGAUAAGAGCACAGGCUCAGAGCGAGAGGGUUGGGAAGAAGGAGGAUGGGCUGAACAGGAAGGAGAAGGCCACGCUCGCUACGGAGAUGCUAGCGAACGCGGACGUGGGCGACGAGGUGCGCAAGGCAGCGGCGGACUAUCUGAAGAGGCUGUUUAUGAGCGAAUGAAGGCCAAGGACGAUUGGACUAGUACGUGAAAGAAGGCUGCAUCUGAUUGUGAUUCGCGAUGUAUGCGCGACCUGUAUUUACGCAUUGGCAAAGGUUAUGGAACGGUCCUAUACAUAAAUGCCC
Laetiporus sulphureus 93-53 is the source of this 3559-nucleotide messenger RNA. RefSeq lists its product as uncharacterized. Lineage: Eukaryota; Fungi; Basidiomycota; Agaricomycetes; Polyporales; Laetiporaceae. The record is from RefSeq and is a predicted model, not a curated record. The transcript is spliced from 9 exons. The coding region runs from base 119 to 3436 and encodes 1105 amino acids.